This is a messenger RNA of Bursaphelenchus okinawaensis, 1110 nucleotides long. The record is from the annotation of a GenBank genome assembly. Lineage: Eukaryota; Metazoa; Nematoda; Chromadorea; Rhabditida; Aphelenchoididae.
AUGAAAGUGGUCCUAAAACAUCGACCAGUAUGUGUGGCGUUGGUGUUCUUGGCCAUAUUGGCUGUGUUUUACAUCGGACGAAUAAGCGGCCCGGACAGUUCAUGUAAAGAAGUUGUCAACAGCCUUCAGCAACCUCAAACUCAUGAAAAACCAAAAAGUUUCUUGCUUAUCUUGAUCAUGAGCUCUCCAGGUAAUUGUUGGCUUCAGGUUUUUAAAAUAAUUUUUGGUGAUCUUGAAAUGGGUAUACCUAUUUGUUGAUCUUUUCGUUUUGAGAAAAUCGAAAAAUGUUUCACAAAAAAUUUUUAAACUGACCAAGAUGAAAUUGCAGCCGAAUGGACAGAACGCCAAACAGUACGCUCAACAUGGAUAAAGUCUGCCUCAUCACAUGAUGUUAAGUAUCUAUUUCCAAUUGGCACAAAAUCGUUAUCUAAAGAUCUAUUUGAUAAACUGGACAAAGAACAAGAAAGAUAUGGAGAUCUAGCUUUCAUCGACAAAUUAGAAGAAUCCUUUGACAAUUUGGCCAAGAAAACCGCAUUUUCAAUUGAAAUUGGCGUCAAACUACACGACUUCGAGUACGUGUUGAAGACUGAUACUGAUUCUUUUGUACAAAUCGGUCGAUUGAUCAAGGCCAUCAAGGAUGUCGCUCAUCCGAUGUUGUACUACGGCUUCUUGGACGGUCGCGCAAAGCCCUUUAGACGAGGAAAGUACCGGGAAAAAGACUGGGUACUCUGUGACAGAUACCUUCCAUACCAUCUCGGGGGUGGAUAUGUUUUGUCAUACAAUCUGGCAGAAUAUAUAGCUGACCAUACCCAUCUGCUACGCUUUUACCGUGCCGAAGAUGUGAGUGUAGGUGUGUGGUUGGCUGGAGUUCAAGUGAAAUAUCUCCACGAUCCCCGAUUCGACACAGAGUACAUAUCAAGAGGGUGUAACAACAACUACCUCGUCACCCACAAACAUACCCAGGAGAUGAUGUAUGCUAUGGCUGAUAAUGUAAAACAAAGUGGUCAGAUGUGCCAAAAAGAGUUUCAAUCAAGGCCAUCGUACGUAUAUGACUUUUCGGUGCCACCUUCACAAUGCUGUCAACGACUGAACGGGUCUAAAAUACCAUAA